Branchiostoma floridae (Florida lancelet) is the source of this 1305-nucleotide messenger RNA. RefSeq names its product organic cation transporter protein-like. Gene Ontology annotation, molecular function: transmembrane transporter activity. Gene Ontology annotation, biological process: transmembrane transport. The transcript has 5 exons. The record is from RefSeq and is a predicted model, not a curated record. Gene Ontology annotation, cellular component: membrane. NCBI's taxonomy places the organism in Eukaryota, Metazoa, Chordata, Leptocardii, Amphioxiformes, Branchiostomatidae. Bases 211 to 906 code for a protein of 231 amino acids.
CACUUUACAAUAAACAGGGUACUUCCAGAGUCUCCCAGAUGGCUGAUCAGUAAACAACGAUUCACGGCCGCCAAGGAUGUCCUUAAGAGAGCUGCUCGGAUAAACAAGGUUACCAUACAAGACCGAGUCUCGGAUCUGCUCGCAAAGCCAGCUGAAUCCAACGAGAACACAAAGAGUUUCACAAUAAUUGACCUCGUGCGAACCCCUCGGAUGCGCAAAAUCGCAUUGACGAUGUGCUUGGUAUGGAUGUUCAUAGCAGGAGUCUAUUUUGGCCUAAUUGUCGGGACGACAGAUCUAGCCGGAGAUCCGUACGUCAACUUUGCCCUGGGUGCAGCUCUGGAAAUCGGGCUGGCUAUUCUAGGGUGGGCGGGCAUGGAGAGAUGGGGCAGGAAACCAGUCAUAGCAGGGUCGGCUUUACUUGCAGGGACAGGUUGCCUGGUGACAGCGGCUACAAAGGAACUACCGACUAUUUCCCGUAAUUUUGCCUUGGUCGGCAGAGUUGUCAUCGGAAUUACUUACAACUGUUUUAUCGCAUACUCACCUGAGGUUUUCCCGACUGUAGUAAGGAGCAUGGGCAUGGGUGUGGCCACCGCGUUUUCCCGCAUUGGCAGCAUAUCGGCUCCCUUCGUGACGCUCCUGGGCGAUGUCUGGCUGCCCCUCCCCAUGGUGACGUUUGGUGUGGCGGCGUGUGCAGGCGGCUUGGCUGUCUUCUUGCUCCCGGAAACACUUGGAGUCCCACUGCCUGAAACUAUAGAGGAUGUGGAGAAUGGAAAGCCACAACAAAGCGACAACGACAGCUCUGCGAACUAUACAAACCCUCGGACCGAACAUGACCCCUUUAAAAACAUGAAACAUUUAUCGUUAGAUAACUUCCAUCCGUGGCCUCUUUCGGUAAGAAUCAAUUGAGAGCAAUGAGACAAAAGAGUAAACCAUCAUUUAUUUCUGUUACAUGGCGCCGAUGUUGCAGGUAGCCCUUGUCACUAAUGUCAUAAAUGUUACAUUUUCUUCCUAGACCUGUUUAUACAAAAAAUAUUGUUAACUUGACUAAACCAUAGAUCGUGUUUAGAACGACCGCGUUGAUAUCGUAACAUUUAUUUGAGCCAUGGUUAUCUUGCAUCCAAUUUUUAAGUUUAAACUGUUGCUUUCCUCUCUUGGCUUGAAGAAAAUGUUUGAGAUAGAAACCUGUCUUAGCAAGUAGGACGAAGAUAAGCGACGAACCAAAGUUUGUUCGUGUAACGUUAUAACGUUAUGUUUCAAUCAAUCCAAGCAAGUUCGAUGCUUCGUCCUAGAAUUUGAUGACGGGGC